Molecule: messenger RNA, 3677 nt
Organism: Mesoplodon densirostris (Blainville's beaked whale)
Lineage: Eukaryota; Metazoa; Chordata; Mammalia; Artiodactyla; Ziphiidae
Gene: GOLGA1
Product: golgin A1
Exons: 23
Coding region: 396-2699 (767 amino acids)
Cellular component (GO): Golgi apparatus
Source: RefSeq, a predicted model, not a curated record
CCGGGUCGCUGCUCUGCCCGCAGGCCGGCUGUGGGGGCUGGUGACGCGGGCCGGCGCUCAAGAGAGGCCCCGGAGGCGGGGCUCUGCCGGCUGCCCAGAGAGCGGCAGGACAGAAAGCUUUGACCUCCAAGCUGUUUUAAAUCUAGUAGAUAAGCCAGGUGAGUAGGUGGUUUACAGAAAUUGAAGAAAUGGAAGAAUUGUACAGACUUAAAUGGAUGCUCUGAAGUGAUACGCUAUUGCCACAAGCCUUUGGCCCACAUUUCAGUGGGAAUGCAGUUAGUUUGGAUAUCUGGAACUUUUUAGGCACCUGUCUCCGAAUUCCUGGUUGCUGGCCUAACGACUGUUGUAGGGGGUUCAAGACCUGGCCAUCAGUGCAAGGAUAGCCACACAGCAAAAUGUUUGCAAAACUAAAGAAGAAAAUUGCAGAAGAGACUGCUGUCGCUCAGAGGUCAGGAGGUGCUACUAGGAUCCCACGAUCAGUGAGCAAGGAAUCGGUUGCCUCCAUGGGAGCUGACUCAGGAGAUGACUUUGCGUCUGAUGGAAGCAGCUCCAGAGAAGAUCUUUCAUCCCAGCUUUUGAGAAGGAAUGAACAGAUACGGAAAUUAGAGGCCAGGCUUUCUGACUAUGCUGAACAGGUCCGAAACUUGCAGAAGAUAAAAGAGAAGCUUGAAAUUGCAUUAGAAAAACACCAGGAUUCUUCCUUGCGGAAAUUUCAAGAGCAGAAUGAGACAUUCCAAGCCAACAGAGCCAAAAUGGCAGAAGGACUGGCUUUGGCAUUAGCCAGAAAGGACCAGGAAUGGUCAGAAAAAAUGGAUCAGCUUGAAAAGGAUAAAAGGUUUCUGACAGCUCAGUUACAGGAAAUGAAGAACCAGAGUUUGAAUCUUUUCCAAAGGAGAGAUGAAAUGGAUGAAUUAGAGGGGUUCCAGCAGCAGGAACUAAGUAAAGUAAAGCACAUGCUUUUAAAAAAAGAAGAAAGUUUGGGGAAAAUGGAGCAAGAAUUGGAAGCACGUACCAGAGAACUUAGUCGCACCCAGGAGGAGUUGAUGAUCUCCAACCAGAUGUCAGCAGACUUAAGCCAGAAGAUAGAAGAACUUCAGAGAAACUACUCAACGCUGGAAGAGCAGAGAGAUCAUGUGACAGCUUCAAAAACAGGUGCAGAAAAUAAGAUCACAGCCCUGGAGCAGAAGGAACAGGAACUCCAAGCCUUCAUUCAGCAACUUUCCAUUGAUUUGCAAAAGGCCACUGCUGAAACUCAAGAGAAAGAAAAACUCAUCACACAUUUGCAGGAGAAGGUUGCAUCCUUGGAGAAGAGACUGGAGCAGAACUUAUCAGGGGAAGAACAUGUGCAGGAACUUCUAAAAGAGAAAACACUUGCUGAGCAGAAUUUGGAGGAUACCGGACAGCAGCUCUUGGCAGCCAGAAGCAGCCAGGCCAAUGCCACUGACAGCCUGGAGACUUGGGUGAAAGAACUAGAGCAGAGCCUGCAGGCAUCUGAGGAGAAGCUAAAACAGAGCAGUGACGUUGUGGCAGCUCGGGAAGCUCAGAUUCAGGAGCUUGCCUCCGCCAACAAGGAGAGCAGCUGUGCGCAGCAGCAGGUCCUCGCUCUGGAGCAGCAGUGCACAGAGCAGAUCCACACACUGGAGGCCCAGCUCUCUGCCCUGGAGAGAGCUCGGGCGGCCGACCAUGCGGCCGCGGAGCGGAAGGUGAGAGAGCUGGAGCAAGAAAAUGCAUUCCUUAAAGAAAGUAAGAAUGAAUGUGAACAUUCUUUACAACAUCACCAACUUGAACUAAAGAAGCUGAAGGAAGAAUGGAGCCAAAGAGAAAUUGUGAGUGUGGCAAUGGCUCAAGCCCUGGAGGAGGUGCGGAAGCAAAGGGAAGAGUUCCAGCAACAGGCUGCUAACCUGAUCGCCAUAGAAGGUGAGAAGGAGCAGAGUCUGCAGGAAAAAACUGAAGUGAUUCUCCAGCAAGAGCAGGAGAUUCUCCAGCUGAAGAAAGGUCACGACUCCGCCCUGCUGCAGAUGCGCCAGCUGCAGAGUGAGCUGGAGGCCCUGAGGGGCCUGAGGGCCGAGGAGUCGGAGGCGGCCGCCACGCGGGAGGACCUGCUGAGGCUGCGCCCGGAGCAGGGCGUGGUGCCCUCGGUCAGCGAGCCUCACGUGACCUCGAGGGCCAGGCAGGACCCCGCGUACCAGCUUCCGGCUGCAGAGGGGAUACCAAAUGGUGAGAUGGGGACCGCCAUGGAUCUAGGGCAGCUACAGAAGGAAAAACAGGACUUGGAGCAGCAACUUCUAGAGAAAAAUAAGACCAUAAAGCAGAUGCAGCAGAGGAUGCUGGAACUCAAGAAGACUCUGCAGAAGGAGCUGAAAAUCAGACCCGAUAACGAGCUUUUUGAAGUCCGGGAGAAGCCUGGGCCUGAAAUGCCAAACAUGGCCCCUUCUGUCACAAAUAACACUGACCUGACUGAUGCCCGCGAGAUCAACUUCGAGUACCUCAAACAUGUGGUUUUAAAAUUCAUGUCCUGUCGCGAAUCUGAGGCUUUUCAUCUUAUAAAAGCUGUGUCAGUGUUGCUGAACUUUUCACAAGAGGAGGAGAACAUGCUCAAAGAAACCCUGGAGUAUAAGAUGUCGUGGUUUGGGUCCAAGCCAGCUCCCAAGGGCAGCAUCCGGCCGUCCAUCUCCAACCCUCGGAUACCGUGGUCCUAGGCGGCACCACCCAAGGGUGAACGUCCAAGGGCUGACACUUUUUCUGUGAAAAGAACACUGACAUACCAGGCUGGGUGGGUUUUUAAUCACUGUAACUGCAGUAUUUUGUACAAGCAUCUGAACAUUGUUUACAAGACUAAAGGCCCACUCCUGCAGACUGAUAAGAACCUCAGGAGGUAGCUGAUCCUGUUGUUCUGGUCACCAGAGGGUCCUGGCACUACCCACAUUUCCACAGUGCUGCUAAAAUCCCAGCUCUGGCCAGCACCCAUCUGCCCCUGAAUCCUCUUUCAAGGUGAGCACUUAAAGCUGAAGCCCUCAGCAUGUGUCAGAGAGGAGGCGGCUGAUCCAUCGUGUGGUGAUGACACUGGACGUAGACAGCCCUUCAAAAUGGUACCCAGCAGCCCGGACCCACCUAGUUCUGCCACGAAGAGCCAACUCAGUGAGUCCGGCCUUUAAAAACUCCCUUUCCCUUUCAGUAUGUUUGGGUUCAGAUGAGUUAGAAGCAGCUUUUUAACCCUUCCUCCCAAGGAAACAUUAUUUCACGUUGUUUCUCAGACCACCGAGAACUUUAGAUGUGUCCGUCUUUAAGGUACUCUGGGGCCAGUGUGGAUUAAUGAAUAUGCACCUUUCUGACAGUAUCUCAUUUUACUGAAGAAAACUAGCAAAUGUAUAAAAAGAUCCUUAGUACCAAAUACACUCAAUUGCCUUUUUAAUGAAUGUACUUGUCUUGGAUAGGUUGCUGGUAAACCAUUUUAAACUAUUUUUUAUAGCUAAAGUUCCUUGCUAUUAUAAACAUGUCUUCUGUAUUAUAAAAUCCAUUUAACUGGUGUUCUUAAAGGAAAAUCAGAGCAUCAGGAGGAAAUUAUUUCUAAGAUUGGGAGCCCUGUCCCUUUGUAAUGUCACUAGCAAUCUUUGGCAUCUGCUUCCCUCUGAAGCAGUGGUGGUGUUUCAUUUGUUUAGCUCUUUUUUUUUUUUUUU